Molecule: messenger RNA, 1710 nt
Organism: Pocillopora verrucosa
Lineage: Eukaryota; Metazoa; Cnidaria; Anthozoa; Scleractinia; Pocilloporidae
Molecular function (GO): calcium ion binding
Source: RefSeq, a predicted model, not a curated record
AUGUCACUCAAAGAAAUCAUGAAAGAUGUUAAUGAUAACCUUGCGAAAGAGAAAAAGAAACGAGCCAGACUGAAAGACCUGGACCUCAUUGUGCUAGACAACUCACUUCGUGAGAGCACUGUGGGUCAGCUUCGUGGGCACACAUUGGAAAACAAGCGUAGGAUUUACGAUGAAGUCAGAAAGUGUGGAUUCCAAUUCAAGAUUGUGGCAGCCUAUUCCCAUAUGACACGCGUGGAUGACUACUGGGUCGCUGCGAUCGUCCGUGAUUGUGAGGAAGGCAAAGAAGACCUGGGUAACCUAUUUGCAUUCAGUGAGUUUAUCGAGUCGAUCUCUCAAGGUAUUCCUGACACCAAAACUAUUCCAGUGGGUCUGAGAAAGAUGCAAGAGCAGGGAUUGAUCAAUCCUAUCAUAGAGAUAGAUUUGGCCAUAAGAAGUAUCAACUGGGAAAAAUUCACCACGAAGGACAUGUGCCUACUGCUGACUGAAAGAUUCAAAUGGAGCCGAAAAUAUCUGUCCCCAGAUGCCAAGAUCCUGGUAAAUCUAAGAGACUUUCCAGACGCCAUGGUCUAUGAAAUGGAACGACUCUUACAGGUUGUGAACUUCAUGGCAUCUUUACCUGUUACGGAACGUCCUUUUGGAAUUAUCUUUGAGGAGCCAACAGGCAAGUAUUUGCCUGAGGAGGUUGGAGCUUGGACUGCUGGUGUACGAAAGAUCAUGGACUCCCGCGGUUGGAGCAAUGGAAACCUCUUCGUCCAUGUUCACAAGAAGUGGGCUCUUGGAGAAAUGGUGCAGCUUGAAUGCCUUAUAAACGGAGCUAACGGUAUCUGGGCAAGCGUUUGUGAAGAGGGAGCUGCUCUUGGUCACGCAUGUUCUACAGUCACGCUGAUGAACCUCGUUCGAAUGGGGAACGAAAAGGUCCUAAAACGCUACAACUGCCCCGCCCUGAGGGACGCUGCAUCUAGCGUGACUAAGAUCACCACUGGCCUUCCACCCCAUCCCAAGCAAGUCAUCUAUGGCGACAGGGCGCUGGACUUAGCAUUUGACUUUGGAAGCAUAGCAGGUGGAACCGUUGGGGAAACCGACUUUGACUUAGCGGCAUUCUUUGGAGUGGAGGCUCCGGUGAGAAUCAGCACCCUUUCCUCCGAGCGUAUGAUCCAGGAAAGGCUGAUAGAUCUAUUUGGUGAGGAUAGGCAGUUUACGAUGGAAAUGGCUGGGGCUAUGAAAGAAAAAAUGCUUGAAGACCUGAGUGGUAAUAGGAAAGAAGAGUACAUGAGCGAGGCAGGUAUAGCAUUGCUGUUUGAUCGCGCAGGAGGAAAACUCACGGCCAACAUGGCUCGAGUGAUUCAACGAGUGAAAGUUACGAGUUUACACGCCCAACAUCUCAUUGAAGAGGUUCGCAGUAUGUGGAACGAGUGGGACAUCGAGGAAGAUAAACCAAAUGACGAUCAGCUAAUGUUCCGCUCUUUCUACAACGGGUUCAUGGCUCCCUACUUUGGUUGCUUCAUGUGCGCUGACACACAGAAGGCCCUGCAAGCCAUCAACAUGGAUAAUGACGGGUACAUCGACUGGAAUGAAUUCCUGGUUUACCUCAAGUGGGCGGUGCGUGAAUAUCCCAACAUCAAAGAUGUCGAUGAGUUGUUACACGUGGCCUUUAAUAAGGGAAUCAUUCCCGCCAUGCGAGAUGAGAUCCAGGCCAAAGAAAGCUUUUGA